UCUAGCAAGUUAAUGCGUCUGAACCACAACCUCUCAGCAAAGCACUACAAAUUUUUCCAUGCUAAGACAAAGUACUCCGGCGGACGUGAUCGAGUACCCGAACGCCUACGUGUACAUCGUCGACAUGCCUGGGCUGAAGAAGGACCAGAUGAAGGUCCACAUGGAGUACAACACGUUGGUUGUGAGUGGAGAGAGGAAGAGUGAGAGGGAGAAGGAGAAGGAAGUUAAGGAAGGGAUUAAGUACAUAAGGAUGGAGAGGAGGUUAGAGAAGUAUUUGAAGAAGUUUGUUUUACCGGAAAACGUGAAUCCGGAGAAGAUAUCGGCUGUUUAUCAGGACGGGGUGUUGACUGUGACGGUGGAGAAGAAGCCGCGGCCUGAGCCCAAGAAACUCAGGAGUAUUGAAGUGCAGGUCGCGUGAGGAAGGGCGUUUGAAGAAGGUGGUGGACUGCUUUACUGCUUUUUUGCUGUCCUACGUGUCACAAAGUUUUUUUUUUGCGUGCCUUUGUAUGUUGCUGUUAUCUUACGUGUCUUUGCCAUUGAGGUGCCACGUGGAAGUCCGGUUCCUCUGCUUUGUUUUGUGUGUACAGUAUAAAGAACAAAAUAGUGGAUGUUCAACUCUCCUCAAUAAUACUUAGCACUUGACAAAA
Molecule: messenger RNA, 647 nt
Organism: Tripterygium wilfordii
Lineage: Eukaryota; Viridiplantae; Streptophyta; Magnoliopsida; Celastrales; Celastraceae
Product: 18.8 kDa class II heat shock protein-like
Exons: 1
Coding region: 59-418 (119 amino acids)
Biological process (GO): response to hydrogen peroxide; protein complex oligomerization; response to heat
Source: RefSeq, a predicted model, not a curated record